Ostrinia furnacalis (Asian corn borer) is the source of this 4446-nucleotide messenger RNA. RefSeq lists its product as uncharacterized. The coding region runs from base 1602 to 2807 and encodes 401 amino acids. The transcript is spliced from 3 exons. The record is from RefSeq and is a predicted model, not a curated record. Lineage: Eukaryota; Metazoa; Arthropoda; Insecta; Lepidoptera; Crambidae.
UAUUUAUUACGUUAUAUACUAUGUAUUAUAUAAAUAAUAUAUAGGUAAGCAAUCCGGCAUAAUAACAGUAUGUAAUUAACAAAAUAAUAAAUAAUAAAACAAUGGUACCUGAUAAUGGAGACAGUUCAGAGCACCGAUGUGCCGUGUCCGACGAUUGAACAACGUCUGAGCUGUCGACACGCCGUAGCCGCCUUUUAUAGCAACGAGUAAACAAGCUCGGUGGCAAGGUGGGAGAACCGGUAGCUAGAACUUGCUUGCGUAUUUUGUACGCCGAGUCGUUUAGUGACUUAUUUGUAAAAAUCAAUAUUUGUACCAAAAAUAAAAUAAAAUGCGUAAAUAAAUAACAAAAAUUACACAUAUUCUCCCACAGGUACACUACUUGACUAUCCAGAAGAGGAAUUGUCUUUUGCUUUUGUCACAAAAUUAAAAUCUAACGGGAAUGUAGUUCUUGCUCGCAUCAUCGAUCAUAUUCUCAUGAAGAAUUCUGAUUUUUAUUCAAGAAAGAAAAGAGGGAGACAAUGCAGGAAGAUCAAGCUUUGGCUCUUUCUACUUCAUUGGAUCUAUCAAAGUGGAAAUACCUUACUUUAAGGUCUGCAUUGUCACAUUGCGGGACUUUUGUGCAACUUCCAUCGUACCACAAAUUAUUAGAAGCUAAGAAGAGGUGUUAUCCGGAUGCCAGAGAUAUUGAAAUAUCAGAAGACGGAGUAAAGGUGAACCUACAAGCACUUCUAGAUGUGACAACUCAAAGGAUCCUGCAAGUCGUUGGUGACGAAAUAAAUAUUUCUAGUGGAAGUUUAAACUAACUAGCAAAUGAGGGCUAUAGAUUCAAAAGCGUCUCUGUCCAGUUUUUUAUCCAACACAUUUUUAGAUUAUUGGCAACACAUUGCAUGUUAGUCUAUGACCUCACAUAGUUACAUAUGUGCAAAACCGUCUAUAUUCCAUACUAAAUUCAAUUUGAUAUUCGCGGUGAGGUGCAAAAAGUCUCUAUUAUUUAAUCUAGUAACAAAAGCGCUUGUAUCCCGCCUCGACCAAUCACGGAGCCGGACUGUGUUAGUAACUGUAAUGGCGUCCGCGUGUUGUUUGUUGAACAUUUCGUCCCGUUAUUUUGUUGAUUUUUAAUAGUAAAAGAACGCAAAAUGGAAAUUAAUAUUGCUUCAGUGCAGGAUAAUAAAGGAAGAAAACGGAUCCGCAAUGAAAAACAAUGGAAACGUAACGUGCAAAAGCGUGCAAGGUAUUCUGCUAAAAGACCACCGAAUAUAAAUGAUAUAAAAAAUUGUGUACAUAAAAAAUUGGGUAAACUAAAAUGCAACGAUUUAAAUCCUCAAGACAUAAGAAAAUUUCACCAAGCAUUUUUUUCCAAGGCGGAUAAAGUGUAUCAAGACAAUUUUAUAUUAAAAUUCAUAAAAGUCAGUACACCACAGAGACGAAGACGUAAAGUAAAAAACCGUGCUGAAGCUGAAUUUUUUACGAAAUAAUAUAUUCGUACAUAUAGAAAACCGUACAAAUUAGUGAGAAUUUGUCAAAACGCUUUAAAAAAAAUAUUAGGCGUCGGUACCCAUAAACUCCGAAACAUAGCUAAGAAAUUUUUAGUAUCUGGCCAAAUGCCCCAAGAGCGUCGAGGUGGAGAUAGAGUAUCUAGGAAAACUUUAGCUAAAAAAGAAAAUGUGAUGAGAUUCAUCGAGACAUUUCAAUGUAUUGAAUCUCAUUAUUGCAGAUCAGCCACGUCAACAAGAAAAUAUGUAUCUUCAGACCUCAACAUAAAAAAAAUGUGGAGACUUUAUCAAGAAAAUCAGACCGAUGAAAAUCUUAAGGUGCGACAUUGCUUUUUUAGAAGGAUUUUUGUAGUACAUUAUAAUAUUGGGUUUAAAACACCCAGAGUUGACAUUUGUUCAAAAUGUAGUGAGUUAUCGGAGAAAAUUAAAAAUGAGAAGGUGGAAACUGAAAAAGUGGCUCUCAUGACGGCAUUACGAAUUCAUAAAUUGAAACCCAAAUCCUUUUAUAUGUUUUUGCGGGAGCUUGAUGACGAAACGUUUACAAUUUCCUUUGACUGCCAAAAAAAUCAGGUCUUGCCCAAAGUUGCAGACCAGAUUGCUUACUAUUCUCGGCAAUUGUACAUUUACAACUUCACUAUCGUGAUAGGUACAAGUACAAAUAAAUUUCAAAAAGAAAACGUCCGCAUAUGUACGUGGACAGAAAAUGUCCACGCUAAAUCUUCAAAUGAAAUUGCAUCGGCAGUUUUCGAUCUACUUUCAAAGGCAGAUUCGACAGGGAAAAAAAAGAUCCGAAUGAUGGCUGACGGGUGUGGUUCACAAAAUAAAAAUUCCACAAUGAUAGCGAUGGUUGCUCAUUGGUUAAUAAUGUAUGCUCCAAGACAUAUUAAAACUAUUGAACUCAUUUUUCCUGUUCCCGGGCAUUCGUUCAUGCCAGGGUCAAAGUCACCUUGGACUAGGGAGAUGGUGGAGAACGAUAUCUUGAAGUGGACGUCCGGUGACUCCCCCGGCAACCUAGACCUGUUGGCUCCCUACCUGGAUUCGAUAUUUCAGCAGUGGGGUUACGACUCCAACGCUGCCAACUUCCUUAAAUUCAAAGAGUUUUGCAACGACCCUAUGAGAUGGGGAACGAGUGGAGGUGCAAAGAUGGCAACGAUAGAAGGUGAGAGUUAUCGUUCGAAGUGGGCAUGGGCUUUUUCUCGAAUGAUGAACGCUGACAGCUCUUUCAAAAAGCAGAGAGGACCAGUGAAGGCAACCACUGCAUGUGCGAACAGAUCGACAACCGAUCGCGGGACGAAAACUAUUUAUAAUUUCUAGACGAAGGUGAAGAGAGCGAAUCAACUCUUCUCAAAAAAGUUGUUUAUUUUAGUACAAUGGACUCUCCCUCGGGAUCGAGCACCCAACUCAACCAAACUGACAGUAGGCGCAGGACUGAGUUGAUCAUAACUGUAGUUUUCAUAGUGCUGGCAAUCAUCCUCAUAUUAGUUUCAAUAGUCAGGAAUGAACUGAAAGUUGUGGCCCUUGAUGCCCAACAAUCUCUAAUGCUUAGGAAAAUUUGCGAGGCAACUGUAACUGGCUGUUAAAAUGGCUUACACGUACGGUAUUUCACCGGACGCUCAAGCGUCCGAGCUUUUUAAUUCAAAUUCCAGGCCCCCCUUCCCUUGUCGGGGUCCGCAAUCUCAAAGUUGAGAGACGUUCCUACUUGCUCUGACCUAACCAUUGUCCGCGGUAGUAAUCGGGAGGUCGCCAUAACCACUUGGAAUACACAAUGCCGCCAUUACAUUUUUAUUCGAUGUUGCCAACAACACCCAUUUGAUUACUUUAGCCAUACUAGUACUUCUUGACAGUAACGCAUAAUACCAUCCACAAGGCCAGGUUAUGUGAAACCAAAACCGCCUCUAUCCAUAUUAAUACAAUGCAAAACCGCCUCUAUCCAACGUUUAGAAGCAAAACCUACUUGUAGCGUUGCAGUUUUGCUGUUUUUUCACAAAUUUAGUUUCUUACUCGAUAUUCAGAUUUUGGAUACCACUAGCGACAUCUGUUGGCGUGAUUUGGAAUUAAUUUGCAAUAGAUGGCGCUUUUUGCUCAGUGGAUUCGGAUAUGUUUUAUUGAAGCAUUUCCUAAUGUUUUAUUUUGAUUAUUCCAUUUUUUAAUGGAGUAUUUUCGGUGUUCUGGAGAUUGUUUUCAUCAUGGUUUUUGUUAGUGUUUGCUUUUUAUCUAAGCGGCGAAACGAAACGUCUCGCGAUUGACAUCGCGGCUGUCAGUUGAGCUGUCAAAUCACUUUGGAAUUUUGGUCGAUCUUGCGCAGCCGCAAUUUUAUUAUUUUCGGGGAUGUAAUCCCCCGUGUUUCAAAUCGUGUGAUGCGGAAUGCAUCCACGAUAAUUUCUUAAUAUAAUUUAAAAUGAACACACAUGAGAAAUUCCCUAAAUCCUAUUCGGAUGAGGGUAUUGGGUUGCUGAAGACUGCGAGUGAAGCUUAAAUUAGCGAACAGUCUUUAUGCGGGAUUUUCAUUUUUAUUUCAUAUUUUAUGAUUUUAUAAUUUAAACAUAAUAUUUUGAUGAUAUUUCAUAUAUUUUAAUUUCUCUUCAUUUCGUAUGAAAUAUUUGUCCUUUCUAAACUGCUGAUCUCUUCGCAUUUCCUCCUUGUCAUCAAACCUCUGUCUCUGCAAGAGUUUGAACGCUUACCUGUCGAAGAGAUGCAAGAGCUUCAUCUGGCACUGCGCGCUUGAGGCUGUGGAGGACGCUGCUUGGAGCCUAAAAGUGUGCGAGACCCGUUGGACCCCGGAAGAAGAGAGGAACGUUCAGGGUAACGGCUUAUAACCGCAUGGCUUCCAAGGUACCCACUUUUCCAUCCUUCAAGUAGGAGUCUUUCCGACCUGACAUCGUGCAGUUAUCUUAACUAUUAGAGUCUUUUAAUAUUUAGGCUGAGUUUUAAGAAAUUUGUAGUGGCAAUAAUA